GCCGCAUCGCCGGUCGCGGCAGGCCGGCCCGCGCACGCCCCCGGGUGCGCGACGCUGCGGGGGCCGUGCGAUGACCUGUCCGGGUCCGACGUGGGCGAGCUUGCCGGGCGGUUGCCCACCUCCCGACGCGACACCUAUCCCCACCCUGCCGCCCUUGGCCCCGACACCCCUCGGCGUCACCCUCGUGCCCUCCCGCUCCGCCCACCUAUAUAAACCCGCCUCCUCCCGUCCCACCUCCUCCACACCAAUCCCACAACUACUACACAACAAGGCAGGCAGGCAUUGUUCCACUGCAUUGCCACCGUUUCUGUUCCAUCGCUGACCACCAGCUCAUCCUCUGCUCCAGCAACAAAUUCGAUCGUUCGGACCUGACCAUUUUGGAUGGCAGUGAUGACGGACAUGCCAGCGGCGACGGCGCUGCGUGCGCCGGCGCCGGCUGCCGCGGCGGCGGGGAGCGAGAGGGAUGCCGAGAAACUGAGGUUCAUCGAGGAGAUGACCUCCGACGUCGAUGCCGUGCAGGAGCGCGUCCUGGUCGAGAUCCUCGCCAGGAACGCCGAGACCGAGUACCUUACGCGCUGCGGCCUCGCUGGGGCCACCGACCGCGCCGCCUUCCGGGCCAAGGUGUCUGUUGUCACCUACGAGGACCUGCAGCCUGACAUCCAGCGUAUCGCCAACGGCGACCGCUCGCCCAUCCUCUCCGCCCACCCCAUCUCCGAGUUCCUCACCAGCUCGGGGACUUCGGCCGGCGAGCGCAAGCUGAUGCCAACCAUCAAGGAAGAGCUCGACCGGCGGCAGCUGCUCUACAGCCUCCUCAUGCCGGUCAUGAACCUGUACGUGCCGGGGCUGGACAAGGGCAAGGCGCUCUACUUCCUCUUCGUCAAGUCAGAGACCACGACGCCCGGCGGCCUCACGGCGCGGCCCGUGCUCACUAGCUACUACAAGAGCGAGUACUUCAAGAACCGCCCGUACGACCCGUACCACGACUACACGAGCCCCACGGCGGCCAUCCUCUGCGCCGACGCGUUCCAGAGCAUGUACGCGCAGAUGGUGUGCGGCCUACGCCAGCGCCACGACGUGCUCCGCGUCGGCGCCGUCUUCGCCUCCGGCCUCCUCCGCGCCAUCCGGUUUCUCCAGCUCAACUGGGAGCAGCUCGCCGACGACAUCGAAGCGGGCUUGCUCACCCCGCGCAUCACCGACCCGUCCGUCCGCGAUGCCGUCGCGGCCAUCCUCCGGGCGGACCCGGAGCUCGCCCGCUUCCUCCGCGCCGAGUGCUCCCGCGGCGACUGGGCGGGCAUCAUAACCCGCGUCUGGCCCAACACAAAGUACCUGGACGUGAUCGUCACCGGCGCGAUGCAGCAGUACAUCCCCACCCUGGAGUACUACAGCGGUGACCUGCCCAUGGCGUGCACCAUGUACGCCUCGUCGGAGUGCUACUUCGGCCUGAACCUCCGCCCGAUGUGCCACCCGUCGGAGGUCUCGUACACAAUCAUGCCCAACAUGGGAUACUUCGAGUUCCUCCCCGUGGACGAGGCGAGCGGCGUGGCGUCGGGGGACGCGGCGCAGCUGGUGGACUUGGCCCGCGUGGAGGCUGGGCGCGAGUACGAGCUGGUGAUCACGACGUACGCCGGGCUGUACCGGUACCGCGUGGGCGACAUCCUGCGCGUGACGGGGUUCCACAACGCGGCGCCGCAGUUCCGGUUCGUGCGGCGCAAGAACGUGCUGCUGUCCAUCGAGUCGGACAAGACCGACGAAGCGGAGCUGCAGCACGCCGUGGAGCGCGCGUCGGCGCUGCUCCGGCCGCACGGCGCGGCGGUGGUGGAGUACACGAGCCACGCGUGCACUAAGAGCAUCCCGGGGCACUACGUCGUCUACUGGGAGCUGUUGACCAAAGGGCCCCAGACCCAGACCGGCGCCGCGGCCGUGGAGGGCGACGUGCUGGACCGCUGCUGCCUGGAGAUGGAGGAGGCCCUGAACUCGGUGUACCGGCAGAGCCGGGUGGCGGACAGCUCGAUCGGGCCGCUUGAGAUCCGGGUGGUCCGGUCUGGCACGUUCGAGGAGCUGAUGGACUACGCCAUCUCCCGCGGCGCCUCCAUCAACCAGUACAAGGUGCCCCGCUGCGUGUCCUCCCCGCCCAUCGUGGAGCUGCUGGACUCCCGUGUGGUAUCGCAACACUUCAGCCCCUCGCCGCCGCACUGGACGCCGGCACGCCGGUCCGACUAGACCGCGGGGACCAGAACACGCAAGUGCUAAGCUUAGACCGGACCGUGGACCGCGGUGCAGCGUCACGUUCAUCCUAGUAGAAUACACGCACUUUAUCGUAGUACUAGUAUUUAGUGUUUCCUUUUGCAAUUUUCGGUCGUGUCAGGUCAGGCCAGGUAUUGCUCGUCUUAAUUAGACCAGUCGUUUUUUAGUUAGAGGAGUGUUGUGUACGUGCUAUGUAAUGUGGGUGUUGUUAAUUAGUGUUUAGCGAGUGAUAUUGUUACUGCUUA
Molecule: messenger RNA, 2489 nt
Organism: Phragmites australis (common reed)
Lineage: Eukaryota; Viridiplantae; Streptophyta; Magnoliopsida; Poales; Poaceae
Product: indole-3-acetic acid-amido synthetase GH3.8-like
Exons: 3
Coding region: 382-2220 (612 amino acids)
Cellular component (GO): cytoplasm
Molecular function (GO): acid-amino acid ligase activity
Source: RefSeq, a predicted model, not a curated record